AUGGAUCUUCUGGACCUCCCGCCUGAGCUCUUCCAGCAUAUCGUGUAUCUCUACAUCAUGAUGCACAAAGUGGAGAGCACCCAGAAGCUCCUUUUCCUUCAUAGUGCGUUCAACGGGGCUAUCAGCUACAGCCUCAUUUUCGAAUUGCCGCGUGAGUAUUAUCGUUACAAGCUUGGUCACAACUUCUUCAAGGCGCAAUUCAGCCUUAUUCUGCAGGCGCGCGUAAGGCAGGUUCCUCGAAAGAAUGCGGAUGCUUUAACGGCCGAGAAACUUAACGGCGUGUAUCCCUUCCUUCCGAAGUACAUCACCAAGGUCGUCAACCGUGUCUACGAGAUUGCCGGUCUGCAGUACGACCACAACGAUCGGAAAAAGCACGAGGCAAAUCUCUGCGACGCUAUAGUACAUUACUUCAAAUACGCUGAGGGCGUUAGUGAGAGCGGACUGUACCCCCUCAUGUUAGAUGAAUCUCGGGCGAACGAGCAGCUUAAGACGGAAUUCAACACAACUCUUCCUCGUGCCACUGUAGCGGCCGCUGCUGCUAUGUACGGAAGCCUCGACCGCAUAGAAGCGAUCGUGAAGCAGGAUGACAUGUGGCAGGCCUCCGCUGCCUUCGGAACCCCGUUCAAUGUUGCUGUAUCCUCUGGAUCGGCCGCUAUAGUUCUUCGUGCUUUGGUUGCCGUUCAGAAGAUGACUCCAUCCCCUGAUAGCGCUGUCGUGGAUGCACUUCUCACUGGCCUUGGCAUCUCACUUCAUCGGGGACAUAUAGGAAUGGCUUCGGCUAUCUUACUUGUUGGAAGCAAACAAUUUCCUAUCAUCAAAGCCCACACAUACAAGGCCUGGCUCGAUAAGGCUAUGGCGAUCGGAGACCUGGUUACCUUGAAUACUAUCCUAGGGCUGAAGCAUCACGCCCGCAAGCAAAGCCUGGGUGACGCUUUCGUGAAAGCAUGCAAAAACGGCCAACACCUCAUCCUGAACGUCUUCUUUCGCAAUAAUCUGCUAAAUGUCACCGAAUACGUAAACCUUAGCAAGGCUACAAUGUCUCCACCCUACUGCUAUCCGAUCAUGGCAGCUAUACGUAGAGCGCCGUCUGACGAAGCACGCGCCGCGCUUGUCACAGAGCUGCUACAAUUGAGAGCGGAUCCCAACGGACCGAGCAUGGCCAUGGGUAUGCCAGUGUCGGAAAUCCCCCUUGCUAUGGCCGCGGAGAAGCAGAGCUGUGCUACUGUCAAGAUUCUAUUCGAUAAUGGGGCGGACUUGAUGAUGCCCACCGCCCGUGACAGCCAGUGGUCCGCGAAGUUUGGUGUCCUACAGGCCAUCAUAGCUUUGGUCAGGACGUCACCAUACCACGAGUUCUGUCGCAAGCUGGAGCAAGAGCUGAAGCUUGACGGAGUCUUGCUAAUCACCCCACUUGUCAUGGCUGUGAGGAAUCGUUGCUGGGGUGCUGUAGCAAUCCUACUCAACAAUGGUGCGGACUUGACAACGGAAAUUCACCACGAAGACGUAGCCGAGGAAUGGUUUACAGUCCUGGAUAGCAUCUAUGACUAUUUCAACACCGGACGUCAGCACAUGCUCUUCCGCCACGUUUGGCUGAAGCUGGAAGCAGAGUUGGCCUCUUUCGACGACGUUUGGCUGAAGCUACGUGCAGAGUCGGACUCUGACUCUGGAGACGAUGAGGAAUUUCCCCUUGAGCGGCAGCCUGCCUCCACGGAUGAGCCUUGUCCUGUAUCUUACCGUAGUCCUGUGUUCUACGGUACAGCUGGCUUCCCUCCCCCGGAUGCAUCAUACUAG
Molecule: messenger RNA, 1788 nt
Organism: Didymosphaeria variabile
Lineage: Eukaryota; Fungi; Ascomycota; Dothideomycetes; Pleosporales; Didymosphaeriaceae
Exons: 4
Coding region: 1-1788 (595 amino acids)
Source: RefSeq, a predicted model, not a curated record